AUGAGUUUGAAUGUAACUAUUCAAUGUUUAUAUGACUGUUUAAUUGAUCUAUUGUACUAUUUCUUCAAUCUCAGAUUCAACAUUUCUCCUUUUAAUCCCCUUAGUACUAUUUUGGGUCAAAACAAACUAGAGGGUUCUAACUAUGUUGACUGGAGGAGAAAUCUUGACAUCGUGUUAACUGCUGAAGAGUUUAAGUUUGUACUCCAUGAGGAAUUCCCAUUGAAACCAGAUGAACAGUCUAGUGAUGAGGAUAAGCUUGCUUAUCAGAAAUGGUGCAAAGCUGAUGAGAUGGCGCGAUGUUACAUUUUGGCUUCAAUGUCAAAUGUGUUGCAACAUCAACAUCAAGCUAUGUUAUCUGCUUUUGAAAUUCUGGAGAAUCUCAAACAAAUGUUUGGAGACCAGGGUCGAUCAGCUAAGCAGACUGCCAUGAGAACUCUCAUGAACACUAAGAUGGUUGAAGGCACUCCUGUAAGAGACCAUGUUCUGAAGAUGAUAGGUCUUCUGAAUGAACUAGAGGUCUUGGGGGCUGAAAUUGACAAUGACUCCCAAGUUGAGAUGAUAUUGCAGUCUCUGCCUGACAGUUUUCAACAGUUUUGCCUAAAUUAUAAUAUGAAUAAGAUGAGUCUAUCUUUGGCACAAUUGUUGAAUGAGCUGCAGGCGGCAGAGACACUUGUCAAAAAGGCACCUUCCAUGGCACUAAAUGUUGAGAAAGGUUCUACUUCUAAACCGCAAGGUGGACAGAAGAAGAAAAAGGCUCACAAAGCUAAGGCAAUUGCACCUCCAACAGGGGGCAUGAAAAAGUCUAAGGGCAAGUGUUUUCAUUGCAAGAUGUCAGGCCAUUGGAAGGCACAUUGUCCAAUUUUCUUAGCCAAGAAGAAAAACAAUCCAGGGGUUUCAAGAAACGCGCAAGCUGAUUAGAGGUGAAGUUAGCGUUUUUCAAGAGGAUGGUUCAGCA
Solanum tuberosum (potato) is the source of this 955-nucleotide messenger RNA. RefSeq lists its product as uncharacterized. The record is from RefSeq and is a predicted model, not a curated record. The transcript has 2 exons. The coding region runs from base 1 to 918 and encodes 305 amino acids. Gene Ontology annotation, molecular function: zinc ion binding; nucleic acid binding. Lineage: Eukaryota; Viridiplantae; Streptophyta; Magnoliopsida; Solanales; Solanaceae.